This is a messenger RNA of Daucus carota subsp. sativus, 884 nucleotides long. RefSeq lists its product as uncharacterized. NCBI's taxonomy places the organism in Eukaryota, Viridiplantae, Streptophyta, Magnoliopsida, Apiales, Apiaceae. Gene Ontology annotation, cellular component: cytosol. The record is from RefSeq and is a predicted model, not a curated record. The transcript has 8 exons. Bases 198 to 686 code for a protein of 162 amino acids. Gene Ontology annotation, molecular function: RNA binding.
UUUAUAGUAAUCUUCUUUCUUAUAAAAGAGGAUACAAUAGUCAAUCAGCCCCCUUUUCAAACUAGGGUUUUUCAUCCCUCUUUCAUAUUCCAACACUUCCAGCACAAGUGUGUGUGUACACACACACACAUAUACUUUACACCACAAUUUUAUAAAAAUUGCAUCUUUUUCGUGUUGAAAUUAUCCAAUUACACAACAUGGGUCGGGGCAAAUUCAAGGGGAAACCCACGGGUCGGCGCCAAUUCUCCACUCCCGAGGAGAUGAUUGCUGGCACUUCCUCUCGUCCCCGCACAUUUAAACGGGAAGAAGCUGAGGAUAUAGAAGAUGAAAGACUAGAAGAAGAAUCUGAAGAGGAGUCGGAUGAUUCCGAGGGAGAAGAAAAGAAAAAAGGCACCCAAGGUAUCAUUCAGAUAGAGAAUCCUAAUUUGGUGAAGCCGAAAAAUAUGAAAGCUCGAGAUAUUGAUAUCGAGAAAACAACUGAACUUUCCAGGCGUGAAAGAGAAGAGAUAGAGAAGCAGAAAGCCCAUGAAAGGUACAUGAGGUUGCAAGAACAAGGGAAAACUGAACAAGCAAGGAAAGAUUUAGAUCGUUUGGCCCUUAUUCGUCAACAGAGGGCAGAUGCCGCCAGAAAGAGGGACGAAGAGAAAGCUGCCAAGGAACAGAAGAAGACGGAGGCUCGCAAAUGAUACUACGAGGGGUGUGUGGUUAAAGCAAGUUAUGUCAAAAGAACUAGUUAUAUGUGAUUCUGGUUCUGAUUCUCAUAUAAAGAUGGCUAUGCAAUUAUUUUUAUUUGCAGUUGUGAACUGAAAAUUCACAUUUUCUUCAUUUGACUAUGUUAUAUCAUUUUGUUGCUUUUGGCAAAAUAGAAUUAUAAACUUCAUAGA